This is a messenger RNA of Centrocercus urophasianus (Greater sage-grouse), 4027 nucleotides long. It is a transcript of the gene PPP2R2A, whose product is annotated as protein phosphatase 2 regulatory subunit Balpha. Gene Ontology annotation, cellular component: protein phosphatase type 2A complex; cytosol. The coding region runs from base 16 to 1419 and encodes 467 amino acids. The transcript is spliced from 10 exons. NCBI's taxonomy places the organism in Eukaryota, Metazoa, Chordata, Aves, Galliformes, Phasianidae. The record is from RefSeq and is a predicted model, not a curated record. Gene Ontology annotation, biological process: peptidyl-serine dephosphorylation. Gene Ontology annotation, molecular function: protein binding; protein phosphatase regulator activity.
CUGUUGCUGCGUGCGAUGAGGGAUCUCUUCCUCCUCACUUUUCCUGGCAGUUGCGUUUGGAAACGCGUUCCUUCUCCUGCAGGAGCUGGAGGAGGAAAUGACAUUCAGUGGUGUUUUUCUCAGGUGAAAGGCGCUGUGGAUGAUGAUGUAGCAGAAGCGGAUAUAAUUUCUACGGUAGAAUUUAACCAUUCUGGAGAGCUGUUAGCAACAGGAGACAAAGGAGGGCGAGUCGUCAUCUUUCAACAGGAGCAGGAGAACAAAACCCAGUCUCACAGUAGGGGAGAAUACAAUGUUUACAGUACCUUUCAAAGCCAUGAACCAGAGUUUGACUACUUGAAAAGUUUAGAAAUUGAAGAGAAGAUCAACAAAAUUAGGUGGUUACCCCAGAAAAAUGCUGCUCAAUUUUUAUUGUCUACAAACGAUAAAACAAUAAAGUUAUGGAAAAUCAGUGAAAGGGACAAGAGACCAGAGGGCUACAACCUGAAGGAGGAAGAUGGGCGGUACAGGGAUCCUACUACAGUCACAACACUACGGGUGCCAGUAUUCAGGCCCAUGGACCUCAUGGUUGAAGCUAGUCCACGAAGAAUAUUUGCCAAUGCUCACACGUAUCACAUCAAUUCCAUCUCCAUUAAUAGUGACUAUGAAACGUACCUAUCUGCAGAUGACCUGCGGAUUAAUUUGUGGCACCUAGAAAUUACAGACAGAAGUUUUAAUAUUGUAGAUAUUAAGCCUGCCAACAUGGAAGAGCUGACAGAGGUGAUAACAGCUGCGGAGUUCCACCCAAACAGCUGUAAUACGUUUGUAUACAGCAGCAGUAAAGGAACGAUUCGUCUCUGUGACAUGAGAGCAUCUGCCCUCUGUGACAGGCAUUCGAAGUUGUUUGAAGAACCAGAAGAUCCCAGCAACAGAUCGUUUUUCUCUGAAAUCAUCUCUUCCAUAUCUGAUGUCAAAUUUAGCCAUAGUGGUCGUUACAUGAUGACUAGAGAUUAUCUGUCGGUGAAGAUCUGGGAUUUAAAUAUGGAGAACAGACCUGUGGAAACAUACCAGGUGCAUGAAUACCUCAGAAGUAAACUUUGUUCACUGUAUGAAAACGAUUGCAUUUUUGACAAAUUUGAAUGCUGCUGGAACGGAUCAGACAGCAUCGUCAUGACAGGAUCUUACAACAACUUCUUCAGGAUGUUUGACAGAAACACGAAACGCGACGUCACCUUGGAGGCGUCUCGGGAGAACAACAAACCCCGCACGGUUCUGAAGCCACGCAAAGUGUGUGCGAGCGGUAAGAGAAAGAAGGAUGAAAUCAGUGUUGACAGCUUAGACUUCAACAAGAAGAUUCUACACACGGCCUGGCAUCCCAAGGAAAACAUCAUUGCUGUAGCUACUACAAACAACUUGUAUAUAUUUCAAGACAAAAUGAAUUAGGGUUGGCAUUCCUAACUGAAGAGUCCACUUCCUGCAUAGUUGAAAUAGUUGAAUCUAGCAUUUGUACCUGUAAACGAAAGAGAAUGAGAGGUCCAUUAUGGCACCCCUUUCCAGUGUUUAAAAUGUGCCAUAUGACAACACACUUUUAUAGCUACAUGGAGAAAGCUCUGCUGACGUGUCACGGAGCUCUCCAUGUCUGCUAGCCAUUUAGGUGAGGAUAGGGCACUUUUUAAUUUAAAUGACUACUUGCACCAUCUUGCCUAAUGGACUAGAUUGGACUGUAUCAACAUCGGUUUACUCCACUUUUUAUGCCUUCCAUUGUGAUGACGUCAAACACAGGGAAAGCCUUCAAUCAUGCUAUGGGAUUUAAUUGUGUAACCUCAUUACUGUAUCAUUUGUGGCCCCUUUUUUUUUAUUAAAUACAGCUCAUUCUUGCUGUGGCUUGUAGCAUUCCUCCUUCUGGCUUCCUGGACUCCCCCUUUCCCUUUCAUCCCCCUCCACCUCGCCCUGGUGGUGGUGUAUAGAGGAAAAGAAACAAAAAACACAAAUAAAGCACAUGAGAUGGGUCCGUUUGGGGUCAGUGGUAAAGGGGGUCUGUGUUGCAACAAAUGUUUUAAUGAACAGUUGACUGUAAUCACUCCUUGCCGUGUCUGGCACCAAGAAAAAGAGAGAAAAUAAGGAGAAAAAAAAAACUACUGAAUAAAAGUGACAAAGAAUGGAGAAUCUGUUUUCUUUUUUUAAUCUACCUCUUUAUACAAAUACUCUGUGUUUUACCUUAGAUGCAUGAAAAUAAAUGAUGUUUUUUGUAAUGAUUUUAACCAGUAUUAAUUAUUUUUAAUGGGAAUGAAGAGAGGGAGGGAUUUCACAAGUAUCUGCAUUCAUUCAUGAAUGACAAUAAUACCAGCCUUAGGAUGUCGCCCACUUUCAUUUCAAAGUCAUGAGCUCCUGUCGGAUUUUGCCGUUGUCUGAGCAGACCAGGGCUGUUCCGGUAUCCUUAAGAGCUCUUUUUUCUGAAACUAUUGCUGAAGCUGGAACAGGAGCAGAAUUUGCAGGUUUAAGAUCUACACUACGGGACUCACUUCUGAUGCUUCGUUUCGCCCUGGUUUCUUUAAUGCCUCGUUUUAGGAUACGAUACCUUCACUGCCUUGUUUAGAGUACAAAGUCCCCUGUGGUUUUUUAACGAGUUGUUUGAAUUCUUGUCUAGCAGUAUGAUGUUAUGUAGCUCAAAAUAACAAGUGAUGACAUAGGUAACUACUACACUGCAUUCUGAGAUGCUCUAUUUUCUGUAUUUUAUUGCUAUCAGUAACCGAGUGGAAAUGUAGUUUUACCAUGCAAGUGUUUCUUCUGGCUUUUGGCUUUGCAAUGUUAUUGCACUUACAGAAAUGUGAAAUGGUGCAAUGAUGAGAAAAUACGUGGAGUACAGAAGCUGCAUGAAAUAAGUGUUCAUAGCUAUUUGAGAGAUUUAAACUCUUCAGCAAAUAAGGCUUAUCCAAAGAUGAACUAGAUACUGAUGCUUUAUAAGGCUCAUGAGUUUUUACCUCCGGAUAUUUUUGCUAAUUGUGCUUUUAGGUUUGCUCUUCCUUCAGGGAGGCGUUCAGAAUGAAGCUUAAAGUCGUAGUGAACUCACCUGGACUUGGAGGACUUUCACGUUUCAGUUAUCUAGAUUUAACUUAUUUCUAAGGCUUAGUUAUAGACGGUUAUGAUAACGCCUCUAUUAUUUGAUCAACUAAGAUACUGUUUCUGCUGUAAAAUUAUGGCUGAGUUAGAGAUUGUUAACAAGACUGCACUUGCAACCAUACUUUACUUUAAGUCCUUGUGCAGAGGUUUGAAAAUGUAAAGAUUGUAAUAUUAGAUCCGGUUCUCUUAAAUACAGUAUUUGUCUUGUAACAUGCAUGCCUGACCAUGAGCCUUUGUAAGGAUUUUACCAUAUUUCACCUGUUAGCCUUGUUUUUUUUCUUUUUCACAAAGAGUAACUGCCCCAGGAACAGCAGCUGUUUUCCAGAGGGCGAAAAAUACUUGCUAGCAGUUGAAGAAACCUGUUGGUUGUCGUCCAUAGAGGUGUUUCACGGGAUCAGGCCCAACAUUGUUCAUUACCUUAUGAGAGCAAAGAGGAAAUCGGGCACUACUUCAGCAACAGAGCUGGUAAAAAUUCAUCUCCGUUUUCGCAAAGGUUUAAUUGUUAUUUUGGGAAUAUCGAGGUUUGCGAGAGCAAGAUUGCUGCUUUUACUUGUGUAUCUGUAUAUCCUGAGCGAUGCACUGAAUACAUGAAAAGCUGCACAGACGGCAGUGGGGAUGCAAAGACAGAACUGAACACGUAGUUUCUCGUAGAUGGAAGUGCAGCCUUCUAGCAAUACUACACUCAAGCAGAACUGCCUCUUGGACCUCAGCUGUGCUUGGUGGUUUCAGGAGUUUUAAGGCUAGUCUUGGGAAAUCCUUGUUUUCAGCAGUAGCGGUGAUCUCUGGCCUGUCGCUUGAGGUUUAACCUAUCCUCAACAAAACCAGCUACUGACUUUGGUGUCAUGCUGUCCAAUAGAUACUUCUCUAAAACACUGUCCAUUGACAUAUGCUGUAAAUCUUAUAUUUUAUUAAUAAAAGUAUGCAUAGAAUA